Messenger RNA from Olea europaea var. sylvestris, 964 nucleotides. RefSeq names its product homeobox-leucine zipper protein ATHB-12-like. Gene Ontology annotation, cellular component: nucleus. Gene Ontology annotation, molecular function: sequence-specific DNA binding; DNA-binding transcription factor activity, RNA polymerase II-specific. The transcript is spliced from 2 exons. Bases 167 to 775 code for a protein of 202 amino acids. Gene Ontology annotation, biological process: positive regulation of DNA-templated transcription. NCBI's taxonomy places the organism in Eukaryota, Viridiplantae, Streptophyta, Magnoliopsida, Lamiales, Oleaceae. The record is from RefSeq and is a predicted model, not a curated record.
ACCAGCCCGGAAUCUUGGACAUCAGUGCCAUCUCAAAGGCCCACGGGUAUUUUGAAACACACACGUCCUCAAUUGCUGUACCAUACAUUUCUUUAAAGCUGCAAUCAACCGACUAAAGCAGCAAAAACAAACAUCUUAAAAGAAUUUGGGAAAGAGCUUUUAAUUCAUGUCUAAUAUUAACAAGGCGAGCAAAAACAGCAGCAGACAGAGAUUUAGUGAUGAGCAGAUUAAGUCACUGGAGACCACUUUCGAGGUGGAGUCGAGGCCAGAGCUACGCAUGAAGCAGCACUUGGCUAAAAAGCUCGGGCUACAGCCACGGCAGGUUGCGAUAUGGUUCCAGAAUAGAAGGGCUCGAUCAAAGCCGAAGGAGCUUGAACGGGAUUAUAACGUGCUUAAAGCCGAUUAUGACAAAUUGGUUUCCCAGUUCGAAUCCAUGAAGAAAGAGAACCAAGCCCUGCUCAUCCAGCUGCAGAAACUGAAACAGGCUGAAGGAAGGAGUGACGAGCAAUUUGGAAACGAGAACAUGAAGAUUGAAACUUUGGAACAGACAAGGUUUCUUCUAGAAAACGACAGCCCUGAGCUUGGCGUGCCCUUGUGCAAUGAUUUUAGCAGAAAGGUUGACUACUUGUGGGAUGAUGCUGAUGAUCAUCCGGAAUUGGUACAAAUGGCUGAUGGUUACUUGACAUCGACAGAUAAUAUACACAGUUUUGAAUCCAGUUGCCUUAUGGAUAAUUCCAGUCAUAGCGGAAAUGGUGGUCAGGCUUUCAAUUUUUGAAACCAAGAUCAAGGACCGUUUCGGUUUUUGUUUGUUAGUGUUGAGAGCAAGGUCAUGUAAAUGAGUCGGACAUUCCUGCCAAUAUAAUUGGUCAGUGAAACUUAAUUGCCUCAGCUGAGCACAAACUUCCAGUGUGUUUGAUAUAUAGGAAUAGACAAUUCUAGUGAUUAUUAUUAUUAUUUUUUUUUU